Molecule: messenger RNA, 836 nt
Organism: Drosophila eugracilis
Lineage: Eukaryota; Metazoa; Arthropoda; Insecta; Diptera; Drosophilidae
Gene: mRpL9
Product: 39S ribosomal protein L9, mitochondrial
Exons: 2
Coding region: 58-804 (248 amino acids)
Biological process (GO): translation
Cellular component (GO): mitochondrion; ribosome
Molecular function (GO): structural constituent of ribosome
Source: RefSeq, a predicted model, not a curated record
AUCAGAUGUGCUAUCUGGCAACGCCCACACCGUGUGAGGCACACACUGCUGGUAAAAAUGUUGAAGACUAUCUACGUAACGCCGUUAAAUUUGCUUAAAUCGGCCACCAGCCUGCAGCAGCAAGUUCGGACCACGUUCGUACUUAAGCGCAAAUAUGACCCGCCUCUGCACAAAACCAACGAAAAACCCCGCCGGAUGAGGGCGAAACAUUUCAUCUACGAGCUCGUGGAGGACACGCUGGUCAAGAAACGGCCCAACAUGGAGGUGGUACUUAAGACCUUUGUCGAAGGCGUCGGUGAUAAGGGUGACGUGGUUUCCAUGAAGCCACACUUCGUCUACAACAAGCUCCUACUGCCGGGAUUGGCAGCCUACAAAACGCCGGAGAAUGUGGCCAAGUACGCUAAGACGGAGGCUGAAAAGUCGGCAGUGAAACAUAGCUCGCCCUACGCCCAACGAACAGUUAACAUGUUGGAGUCCAUUGUGCUGGCGGUGGUGAUGAACAAAGACCAGCCAUGGGUGCUCGAGCCAUGGCACAUCAAGGCGUCGCUGCGUAAGGCAGGAUUUCAUUGCAGCGAGGAGUGCAUCACCCUACCCAAGGAGCGCAUCGAGGGUCCUGACCUUAAGAAGGAAAACAAGGACUUCUAUUGCACCGUGACCAUAAACAAACUGGAACAGGCUCGGCUUAAAUGUCGUCUACAUCACUGGAGCACAGAUCCCAGCGAACGUCUGCCCUAUGUUUUAGAGCAUUGGAAACUCCAGUCCGAGCCCCUGCUAAAUGUUGGUUCACCCGAAAAGAGCACUUAGGCUAUUAUCAAAUAAAUGCCAUUGUUACAAAA